Esox lucius (northern pike) is the source of this 2107-nucleotide messenger RNA. Its product is annotated as small ubiquitin-related modifier 1. Gene Ontology annotation, biological process: protein sumoylation. The transcript has 5 exons. Bases 128 to 433 code for a protein of 101 amino acids. Gene Ontology annotation, molecular function: ubiquitin-like protein ligase binding; protein tag activity. The record is from RefSeq and is a predicted model, not a curated record. Lineage: Eukaryota; Metazoa; Chordata; Actinopteri; Esociformes; Esocidae. Gene Ontology annotation, cellular component: PML body; nucleus.
AGAUCCACCUCUUUCCAAUGACGUCGAAUACUGUUUUGGACUUGGAGGCAAGGCGACUGGUUGCAGAUAAGCUAAACGUUUGUUGUCAACACUGGUUUCUAAACUGCUGUAAUUUGUAGGAAACAAUAUGUCAGACACAGACACAAAACCUUCUAGUCAGGAUGGCGGAGACAAGAAAGAUGGAGAGUACAUCAAAUUGAAAGUCAUUGGUCAGGACAACAGUGAAAUUCACUUCAAAGUGAAGAUGACGACACACCUGAAAAAACUGAAGGAGUCCUACAGCCAGAGACAGGGUGUUCACAUGAGCACUUUACGGUUUCUAUUCGAGGGACAAAGAAUCUCAGACAACCAAACCCCAAAAGAGCUGGGGAUGGAGGACGAGGAUGUCAUUGAGGUUUAUCAGGAGCAGACUGGAGGACAUAGGAAUAAAUAAUCUACCUGAAUUUUCAUUUGUUUUGUUAAUGAUAAUAUGGUAUUUUAUAUUUGUACAAUUACUGAUUGCUUUGUUUGGAUGUUUGUUUCCAUGGAUGUGGGAGGAUGCUGCCUGAGAGGAACGCUGAAGGAACAUAGUAACGUCCGACCCACUAACCUGGUCUGUUUGUGCUGUCUUUGCAACUCCACUGAUGUCAUUGAACCGACUUGCCAAACAUUGGCGCAAAAACAACCGCUGGACUUUGCAAGAAGGCACAAAUGAGGGCAGUCCUGAUCUAUGAUCAGCUGAGGGCAGUCCUGAUGUGUGAUCAGCUGAGGGUUUUGACUGAUCCUAGAUCAGUACUCCCAUUCUGAGAUCCUGGAACUAGGCUAAUGUGGUCCAUCGGAAGUCUCAUGAAGUUGGAAAGAUGCUUUUUUAUUUCUAGUUGUGUUAACAAAACCACCCGGCUUCAGUUUGGUUUCAUUUAAUCUGGCCCCAUUUUUUUAUAUUUUAUAUGUAAUUUUAAUAUGCCAGGAUCAGCAUCCUUCAGCAUGCCGCCCCCCCCCCCCCCCCGGACUGUUUUAUGUUUUACAUCAGUUACCAGACGCUCUUAUCCAGGACAAUUUACAGUGGUGAGCACAUGUUUUUGCACUUUUCUCCAGACUGGUCCCCUGUGGAAAUCAAACCGACCACCCUGGUGUUCUGGGGACUGCGCCCUAAAUCUGAGCCUCUUGGUGGCAAACAGGAUCUGAUAAUUACCGUAACCAGGAAGUUCCAUUUACUGCCUGUCUCUUUGCCAGAGAAAUGUUCAAAUACCUCACUGAAUCCAUAGUGUGUCAUUAGUACUGUGGACUGACCAGUACUCUAUUGUGCUGAUUAUCGGGAAAGUGGUUUUAUGUUAACAUUUUAAGUGUCAACUGAAGCCUUGGAGCUGUUUUCUUUUCUGAAAAAUGACAUAGGGUAACCCAUUAUGACCAUUUAUUCAUACAUGCCAAAAAAGGAUGCAGGUUUACAGAAAUGCAUUUAAUUAAUCUGACAAAAUUAUAGACCAACCAUUUUUAAACUGAAAAUGUCAGCUCCACUUUUUUUUAAUCAUUUGUUUGAGAAAGAGGGACAGUCUACUAACCUUAUCCAGGCACGUCAUCUCAUGUUAUCAGUUUGUGUGUCUUUGUUAACUGAAGGGGUGUAUGAUGGUGUCUGAGGUUUUGGUUUUCUGCUUCAUUUUCCCAUUUUUCCAAUGUUAAGGUCUGGCUAAAAACAUGGCGCCUCCCAAACUGACCCUUAUUUCCUUUAUCGUGCUCUACUUUAGAGCCCCAAGGCUCAUUCAGUAGUGUACUACUUUAGAGCACAGCCCUGAAGCUCAGUCAGUAGUGUACUACUUUAGAGCACAGCCCUGAAGCUCAGUCAGUAGUGUACUACUUUAGAGCACAGCCCCAAGGCUCAUUCAGUAGUGUACUACUUUAGAGCACAGCCCCAAGGCUCAUUCAGUAGUGUACUACUUUAGAGCACAGCCCUGAAGCUCAGUCAGUAGUGUACUACUUUAGAGCACAGCCCUGAGGCUCAGUCAGUAGUGUACUCUACAGAAAAUAGGGUGAGGUUUAGGAUGUACUUUUAUGAUACUGCUGUGGAGAGCGGUGGUUUUAGAAAGAUUUGAGGUUGUAAUAUUUCUUUUCUCAAUAAAACAUCAAGAAAACA